Punctularia strigosozonata HHB-11173 SS5 is the source of this 1387-nucleotide messenger RNA. Its product is annotated as Endonuclease/exonuclease/phosphatase. The transcript has 9 exons. Gene Ontology annotation, molecular function: poly(A)-specific ribonuclease activity. The record is from RefSeq and is a predicted model, not a curated record. NCBI's taxonomy places the organism in Eukaryota, Fungi, Basidiomycota, Agaricomycetes, Corticiales, Punctulariaceae. Bases 39 to 1373 code for a protein of 444 amino acids.
ACGGAUCCUACUCGACACUCGCUUUUCAAAAUCUUGUGAUGUCUAAGCGACCGCACGAACUUACGCCUGCCCAAUUGGCGGUUGCAGACGAGCGCAAGCGCAAACGAGCGGACCAAAGGAAGGCACGAACUGAGACUCUCUUUGAUCCACACCGUGGUCGUAUCGUUGAAAGAAAUUGGGUCAGUCUACCCCGGGCCAAAGGUGAUACCAGCGAAAGACGCCAUGUUCGAAUCAAAACUUGGAAUUUGCUGGCUCAAUGCCUCAUUCGUCGCGAGUUGUUCCCGACGAGUGAUUGUCUGAAAGCAGCUCAACGGGAACACAUGACAUAUAAUGAACUUGUGUACGGGGACCCCGAUAUACUUUGCCUGCAGGAAGUCGACCGCCUGGAGAAGAUACUCCCCGUUUUGGAGAAGGCGGGCUAUGCACACCACUAUGCAGCCGGGCCUGGAAAGAAACACGGCUGCUUGAUCGCCUUCAAGUCCGACAUGUAUUCCCUGCGUGAUCAUAAACUGCUACUGUUGGACGAGCAGGACGUUCGAGAACAAAAUUCCGAAUCAGCCAGAAAGGGCCGUUCGUUCACGACGAAGAACAUCGCGAAUCUUGUGGGUCUGACCCGUACCGGAAGAGGUGAUCGGCAAGGCCUUAUCAUCGCUACUACUCAUUUGUUUUGGCACCCAUCGUACACAUACGAACGGGCGAGGCAGGUAGUUGUGCUGAAACGUGAGGUCUUGGCGUUCCGUGCCGCGCUCAAAGCGGACUCGUGGCCUUGCAUACUCAGCGGAGACUUUAAUUUCUCGCCGGACGACCCCGCAUAUUCUCUGCUUGUAGGCGAUGCAGUUCUCCCGGCUCAGGAGGCUCGGCUUGAAGCUUCUCGUGUUGUGCACGUCUCCGUUGACCCAUCCGUACCAAUUACAUCAUCCCAGGCAAUCCCAGAAGAUGACGAAGGCGCGGCUACAGCGGAGAAAGACCCCGACAAGAUAAUCGUGAAUGCCCGAGUGGCAGUAUCCGGCGAUGGGUUAUUGUCGACCCCUGAGCUCGCGAAGUUCGCAGGUGGUGCUCCGGUUAGGAGCGCGUACGAUGAAGCUCAACGCCAGCAAGCGACUAUCAACCCUUCAUUCAUCGUUACCUGUGGUUCGAGGUAUGGGCUUGAAGGUAGGAAGGGCUUUUACGAACCGCAAUGGACAUCCUACACCCAUUACUGGAAGACAGUUCUUGAUUACAUUAUGGUCAUAGAUGGUGAACAGUCUUGCACGGUUACUGGCUAUCUCCAGUCUCCUAGCACUGACAGCCUCGAGCCGGGACUACCCAAGCUGGGUGUAUGCGCAAGUGAUCACAUAUCUUUGAUGGCAGAGCUGUCAUGGCCUGAUGCAUAGGGCAGCAGCUAGCG